Molecule: messenger RNA, 2627 nt
Organism: Copidosoma floridanum
Lineage: Eukaryota; Metazoa; Arthropoda; Insecta; Hymenoptera; Encyrtidae
Gene: Hil
Product: peptidase hillarin
Source: RefSeq, a predicted model, not a curated record
CUACCACCAUCCACACGCUUAUCCCGUUGCUGGUAAAAAUGCGAAAAUCGAGGAAUCAUCCGAUGGCGUCGACGGUCCCAAAGGGGAUCCUCAUCAACGAGGGCUGAUCGUCAGUUCAACCAAAACCAAGUUCCACUCGUCUGUGCCCGUUCGCCACCACAGCGCGUAGAGAAAAAUAAGGGGGGGAGAAAAAAAAAAGAAAAACCUCCACAAUGUACCGGCCCAACUUUUACGAGAGCACGUGCCUGCGCUGCCAGCAAACGGUCUACCAGGUGGACCGCGUGGGUCCCCUCAAGGACUUCACGUUCUUCCACUCGGGUUGCUUCAAGUGCGCGAUAUGCGGCACGAAGUUGACCCUCAAGACGUACUACAACAACCAGCACACGAUCAACGACAAGGAGGUCUACUGCAGCAGCCACGUGCCCAAACCGGGCCCGGGGACCCUCGACAAUUCGAGCGUCGGGAUACGCAGUGCCCUCAACGUCCCCAGAUCCGGAUACGUCAACGAGCAGAUUCGCGCAGGCGGCUCCCCCAGACCCGUUUACCCGCACAGUGGGCUGUACCAUCAUCACGGCAACAACCACGGAAACGCGUCCCCGCACAAUCACCACGGGUACGGGGAUGGAUACCAGUACGGGCGCUUCGACGCCAGUGCGCUGCACAUUGCCCACGCCCUCAAACAGACCGAGCUACAAAAGGGCUACAGCAAAGCUCGCGAGAAACCCAUCGACUACUACCUCGACAGGGACGAGCAAACGCGACUCGAGAUGAAACACCGCAAGGAGGAGGACGAUCUGUACCGCAAGUUUGCGCACCACCGCGAGGAGGAGGACCGCAGGAUACGCGAGGAGUUCCGAGACGAGUGGGAAAAGGAGCUGGAGCAGUUGUCGGUGAAAUGGGAGCGCGAUCGCGGCAGCAAGACGCGCGCCCAGCAGUUCCAGCAGGAGAAGGAGGACCUCGAGAAGAACAUGACCCUGCGCAGGGACAAGAAGAAGGAGAGCCUCACCCGGAAAAUGCUCGAGCACGAGCGGGCAGCAACAGCGGCGCUCGUGGAAAAGCAGAGCUCGGAAAUGCUCGAGUUGAUAAACGAGGCGCGCAGUGAGUACAUGCAACAGGAGAGCCUCUACCUGGACGAGGGCGUCGACUACAUCCACGGGGCGCCUCCGAGUCCCUACCCGUCCCGCGCCCCGGCACCGCACCCCCCGGCCCUCGCCAAGUACCACUUGUACAACGACCCGCUCGAGUUUGCCGACAUCGACCAGAUUGCCAUUUCGGUGGCCCAAGAGGACCAAAAGACCUUCACCGACUUGGUGCGCCAGCUUGUGAGCAAGUGCGGCUCGGACAUCGAGAAGGCUCGCACGAUAUUCCGUUGGAUAACGGUGAAGAACCUAAACACGAUGCAAUUCGACGAGAAUUUGCGGGGCGACACCCCAAUGGGCCUCCUACGGGGCAUAAAACACGGCACCGAGUCCUACCACGUGCUGUUCAAGCGGCUGUGCAGUUACGCCGGCCUCCAUUGCGUGGUCAUCAAGGGAUACAGCAAGUCGGCCGGCUACCAGCCGGGCGUGCGCUUCGAGGACAAUCGCUUCCGCAACAGCUGGAACGCGGUGUACGUGGCCGGCUCGUGGAGGUUCGUCCAGUGCAACUGGGGCGCCCGGCACCUCGUCAACGCUAAGGAGGUGCCCCAUCCGGGACAACCCAAGGAGAAGAGCGACAGUCUCAGAUACGAGUACGACGACCACUACUUCCUCACGGACCCGCGGGAGUUCAUCUACGAGUUUUUCCCCCUUCAGGAGGACUGGCAGCUGUUGAAGCAGCCCAUAUCGCUCAAGGACUUUGAGGAGCUGCCCUUUGUCCGUUCGCUUUUCUUCAGGUACGGGCUUUACUUUCCCGACACGAAUACCAAUGCCGUGAUGUACACCGACGCGACGGGCGCCGCGACCGUUAGGAUAGCCAUGCCCGCCAACAUGCAAUCGUCCCUGAUUUUCCACUACAAUCUCAAGUUCUACGACAGCGACGGCGACAAUUACGAUGGCGUGUCCCUCAAGAGAUUCGUUAUGCAAUCGGUGGUUGGUAAUUUGGUGGCGUUUCGAGUUCACGCGCCUUGCUCGGGUUCCUUCCUGCUGGAUGUCUUCGCCAACGCGGUCACGCCCAAGGAAUACCUCACGGGCGAGCCGAUGAAGUUCAAGAGCGUCUGCAAGUUCAAGAUCGCGUGCGAGGAGCUUCAGACCGUCAUGGUGCCGCUGCCGGAUUGCGCGAGCGGCGAGUGGGGCCCGACCAAAGCCACGCGGCUCUUUGGCCUCGUGCCGAUCACCCACCAGGAGGCCCUGGUGUUUGCCGGUCGGGAGCUCGAGAUCCAGUUCCGCAUGUCGCGAGCCCUUACCGAUUUCAUGGCGACGCUUCACAAGAACGGCAUCGAGGAGAAACGAUUGUCCAAGUACGUGAGCCACAGCGUCACGGAUGACGACGUCGUCACCUUUACCAUUAAUUUCCCCGAGGAGGGCCAGUACGGCCUUGACAUAUAUACGCGCGAGUCGACGACCCCGACGCAUCACGACUCCUCGGGUGAGAAGCACCUGUUGACUCACAGCUGCAAGUACCUCAUCAACUCUAGCAAGAGAAAUUAA